ACACUUCACAACUUCCAAGAAGAGCUCACUGCACCCUCUGCUUGGGACAGGAUCUGGAGCUUGGAAAAAAAGUGCAGAAAAGAGGGAGGCAGGGAAAGGGGACGUCAACCGACAAAAGGACACCCUGCCUGUUACUCGCUGCAAAGAAACUGGUGCUACAACUCCCUCGCCUCGGGCCCCCAGAAGCUGCUACGGGGCAGAGCCUCAGAAAACGAGAAUGGGAAGGCCACUGGGUCCUCAUCUUAACCACUGCUGGGCUGCGUUCCACCUCUUCCUCUCCCUGAGCCUUGCCCAGUAUGAGAAUUGGCCCUACCACAGAGACGCCCUCCCCGAAUACCUCCAGCAGCCCCCGCCAGAGUACUCCCCGCCCGAGCGGCCGGCCGGGGUCCCCAAGGUCCAGCUGCGGCUGGCGGGGCAGAAGCGGAAGCACAACGAGGGACGGGUGGAGGUGAACUACGACGGAGAGUGGGGGACUGUGUGCGAUGACGACUUCUCCAUCCACGCUGCCCACGUGGUUUGCCGGGAACUGGGCUAUAUCGAGGCCAUGUCUUGGACCCCCAGUUCCUCCUAUGGGAAGGGAGAAGGCCGAAUCUGGAUGGAUAAUGUCCACUGCACUGGUAAGGAGGUGACCCUCGCUGCUUGUUCGUCCAAUGGCUGGGGCGUCACUGACUGCAAACACACAGAAGACGUGGGGGUCGUGUGCAGUGAGAAGAGGAUCCCUGGAUUCAAGUUUGAUAACUCGUUAAUCAACCAAAUAGAUAACCUGAAUAUCCAGGUGGAAGAUAUCCGGAUCAGAGCCAUUCUCUCAGCCUACCGUAAACGUACCCCCGUGACCGAAGGGUACGUGGAGGUGAAGGAAGGUGGGAACUGGAAGCAGAUCUGUGACAAGCAGUGGACUGCCAAGAACUCCCGCGUGGUCUGCGGCAUGUUUGGGUUUCCGGGGGAGAAGAAAUACAACACCAAAGUGUACAAAAUGUUCGCCAGCCGGCGGAAGCAGCGGUACUGGCCCUAUGCCAUGGACUGCGUGGGCAGCGAGGCUCACAUCUCGAGCUGCAAGCUGGGCACCCAAGUCUCCGUGGACCCAGAGAAGAACGCAACCUGUGAGAACGGGCUGCCAGCCGUCGUGAGCUGCGUUCCUGGCCGGGCAUUUGCUCCCACUAGCAACUCGGGCUUCCGGAAAGCUUUCAAGCCAGAGCAACCACUGGUGCGACUGAGAGGUGGAGCGAACACUGGGGAAGGUCGAGUGGAGGUGCUGAAGAACGGUGAAUGGGGAACCGUAUGUGACGACCAGUGGAAUCUGGUGUCCGCCAGCGUGGUCUGUCGAGAGUUGGGCUUUGGAAGCGCCAAGGAAGCCAUCACUGGGGCUAGACUCGGGCAAGGGAUGGGACCCAUUCACCUGAACGAAAUCGAGUGCACAGGGUUCGAGAAGUCCAUUACUGAUUGCAAAUUCAACAUUGAGUCACUGGGGUGUAACCAUGAAGAAGAUGCCGGGGUGAGGUGCAAUAUCCCUGCUAUGGGCUUCCAGAACCAGCUGCGUCUGAGCGGGGGGCGUAACCCCUAUGAGGGUCGUGUGCAGGUGCUGAUGCAGCACAAUGGGACCCUGAAGUGGGGGACGGUCUGUGGAGAAAACUGGGGCACCGUGGAGGCCAUGGUGGUCUGCAGACAGCUGGGCCUUGGGUUUGCCAGCCAUGCCUUCCAGGAGACCUGGUACUGGCACGGGGAUGUCAAUGCCAACAACGUGCUCAUGAGUGGAGUCAAGUGUUCAGGAACAGAGAUGUCCCUGGCACACUGCCGCCAUGAUGGUGCAGAUGUGUCUUGCCCCCGUGGAGGGAGUCGCUAUGCUGCCGGUGUUUCGUGUUCACAAACUGCCCCCGACCUGGUCCUCAACGCUGAGAUUGUCCAGCAGAGCACGUACCUGGAGGACCGGCCAAUGUUCAUGCUGCAGUGUGCCAUGGAGGAGAACUGCCUCGCCUCUUCGGCGGCCCAGACCUCGCCCACCUCGGGUUACCGGCGGCUGCUGCGCUUCUCCUCCCAGAUCCACAACAAUGGCCAGUCGGACUUCCGCCCCAAGAACGGCCGCCAUGCCUGGAUCUGGCAUGACUGCCACAGGCAUUACCACAGCAUGGAAGUCUUCACCUAUUAUGACCUUCUGAACCUCAAUGGGACCAAGGUGGCUGAGGGCCAUAAAGCCAGCUUCUGCCUGGAAGACACAGAGUGUGAAGCAGAAAUUCAGAAGAAUUAUGAGUGUGCCAAUUUUGGGGAGCAGGGUAUCACCGUGGGAUGCUGGGACAUUUAUCGCCAUGACAUCGACUGCCAGUGGGUGGACAUCACUGACGUGCCCCCAGGGGACUACCUGUUCCAGGUUGUUAUUAACCCCAACUACGAAGUGGCCGAAUCAGACUACACCAACAAUGUCAUGAAAUGCCGGACCCGCUAUGAUGGCCACCGCAUCUGGAUGUACAACUGCCACAUAGGUGGCUCCUACAGUGAUGAAACAGAGAGCAAGUUUGAUCACUUUGGUGGCCUGGCGAAUAACCAGAUCUCCUCUCGGUAAAGAGCCAGCCGGAGGCCCUCCCCACCCAGGACACUGCACUAUUUACCCUGGGGUCUUCCCUAACCACUGCACAGCCACCAGCGAACCAGGUCCUUCCCUCCUCCACGCCCCUGCCCAACUGGGCCCUUUGAUUUUUGAAGGACAAAUGAAUGCCCUUUGCCUCCUUUCCCAUCUACCCACUGCCUGAAACAU
This is a messenger RNA of Tachyglossus aculeatus (Australian echidna), 2746 nucleotides long. RefSeq names its product lysyl oxidase like 2 (gene LOXL2). Bases 218 to 2554 code for a protein of 778 amino acids. Gene Ontology annotation, biological process: peptidyl-lysine oxidation. The transcript has 14 exons. Lineage: Eukaryota; Metazoa; Chordata; Mammalia; Monotremata; Tachyglossidae. The record is from RefSeq and is a predicted model, not a curated record. Gene Ontology annotation, cellular component: membrane. Gene Ontology annotation, molecular function: copper ion binding; protein-lysine 6-oxidase activity.